This is a messenger RNA of Peronospora belbahrii, 678 nucleotides long. The record is from the annotation of a GenBank genome assembly. Lineage: Eukaryota; Oomycota; Peronosporomycetes; Peronosporales; Peronosporaceae.
AUGUUUGUAUUGACACGCAUCUCGGACGUAAUUCCAGUGGCACCAGAGCUAUUUGAUGCCGACUAUACACAGGUUUUGAUUGAGGAAAUCGAUCGUAAGUAUGCAAACAAAGUCAUUGCAGAUGUAGGACUUUGUAUCACGCUCUAUGACUUUGUAAGCAUUGGCGACGCGUUCAUACACCCGUCCGACGGCACGUCACAUUCUCAGGUGGAAUUCCGUAUGGUCGUGUUUCGACCAUUCGUAGGAGAAGUGCUCAAGGGCCGUAUUGUUAGCUGUACGGAGGAGCAUAUUCGUGUAUCUAUGGACUUUGUACAGGAUAUUAUCAUUCCGUCCUAUGCACUGCAGACGCCGUCGUACUUUGACACAGCAGAAAGACUAUGGGUAUGGAAGUAUUCGGAAGGACAAGAGAAAUUCUAUAUGGACUUGCACGAGGAGAUUCGCUUUCGCGUGACGAAUAUUAACUUCACGCGUGUGACCAAGACCGCAAAAGGUAUUCAAGCCACGACGACAGAAGCGACGGAGAAGGACGGUAGUACUGAGGACAUGCGGCAAUCCUUGGCUCGUCGACGGUCGUCGAGCGUGGAUUUGUCGGAUAACGAUCCAACGCCGUCAGCUAUUCACAUUCUGGGAACAAUCGAUGAGGACGGUCUGGGCUUGUCGUCGUGGUGGACAAGCUAA